AUGGUGUCAAUUCCCAGGAAUACCCAGUCCUCGAGCGUGCAGGUCAAGAGACGACUGACCACCAGGUCUGAGGAAGUUCAAGAGGUUAAGAGGCACCGAAGGCAGGAUGGAGUGAACGCGGGGGCGAGCCAAGGCUGCCAAGGCCUGGAGGCGAUUCAAGAGGACAGGGAUGCCACAACGGCCUACCAGCAGCAAGUAAUCAGUCACCUGAGCAAAAUCACGCGGUUGUUAGAAGAAAUUGCCACUCAACAGAGGGACUCAAUACGGCAGAUGAGGACAGUCACAGAAACGACCGGACUCCAGCAGGUUCGCAUUGAGGCUAUACAGUCGAACCUCACCAAGAAGGCGACGCAAGGGGUACAGCUGUACGCCAGUCUGGAGGCCAGCAACCCUGUCUCUGACACCCCCGUGUCUCACACGCAGGCUGAUCCACCACCAGAACACAGGAACAAUAACAAUGAAGUUAGGAGAUCAGACAGGAUCAGAAAGAAACCUUCAAGGUUAGAUGAUUAUGUAUGA
Macrosiphum euphorbiae (potato aphid) is the source of this 519-nucleotide messenger RNA. The record is from the annotation of a GenBank genome assembly. NCBI's taxonomy places the organism in Eukaryota, Metazoa, Arthropoda, Insecta, Hemiptera, Aphididae.